GGGCUGACGGCGCGCCGGUGUAGUGCUGCUGCGCAAGCAUCGGUACCGCGGGCUGCGGCUUGAGGGGAAGCAGGCGAUUAGGACAGUCUGCUCCCAGCCACGCACAUCCUCGAGAGAUUUUCACCAGCUGGUAAACUCUGCCUGCAUCCCUCUUAAAAGACGAUGAUGAGGUAAUCGGUGCGAGGAGACUCGCCGGCCCAGGCUGUGGUCCUUUCACAGUGGUUCAGGAGGAAUGUAUACAUGGUAAAUAAUCACACUGUGUGAAGUCUGCUCGGGCUCCGUGUCUCAUGAGCAGGGGGGGUCUCGGCGUCACAGGAAGGAGGGGCUCGAGUCGUAAGUUUGGUAUAUAAAUACGGGUCACCGAGAACAGCCUCGAACAAACUAGGCUGUCUUCCUAGCUGGACGACCGCUCUUAUUAGAAAAAAACGACGUAUCAGAGAGAGAGAGAGGGGAAUACAUAUAUUUCAGAAACUAAAGUAUUAUCAUUUUAUCUAAAAUCGUUUAAUCGUAUCAGCGGGUUCUGUUUCUUUAAAGUAGAGCACCUUGCACUUGUUUCUUUGUUUGGUUUUUGUGUUUUAAAGGAUGGGGUUGGAGGGGGUGUUGGUGCUGUCCGUCCUGUGCUGUCGUGUCCAUUCCCUCGUCUUGGAUUACAACACCAUCCGAGGGUCUGCGGAGGUGGGAGUGAGGAGCGAGACGCUGGACCGCUGCCUGACAGACAGCGACUGCGAAUCCAAGAAGUUCUGCCAGAACACAGGCGGCGGAGAGUCGGUUUGUGCCGCCUGCCGGCCGCUCCGCCGCCGCUGCCAGCGCAAUGCUACGUGCUGCCCGGGGACGCUGUGCAUUAACGACGUGUGCACUCAGCCUGAAGAGGGUGGCGUGACGACCGGACUGGUCCCUCCCGUGACGCGAGGGAGGAGCGGACACCACACCCUGGAAAGCAAACCCAAAAAGCAGACCAAUGGCAAAGGGCUGGAGGGGGAGUCUUGCCUGCGCACUGCGGACUGCGCAGUUGGCUUGUGCUGCGCUCGGCACUUCUGGGAGAAGAUCUGCAAGCCCAUGCUGAAGGAGGGGGAGGUGUGCUCAAAACGGGGGCGCAAGGAGGCCCCCCAGGGUCGCGAGCUCUUCCAACGCUGCGACUGCAUGGUUGGGCUCGCCUGUCGCCCCCAAAACAAGGGCGAGGAGAGCCGCAAGUCCCGCCUGCGCGUCUGCCAGGGACCCACAGGACAGGGCAACAGCGGUGCCAAGAGGCCCAACAGGAAGAGACGGCACUGAGCAGAAUUCCAGGGACAAACCCCCCCCCUAUGAACUGGAUUCCUGACCUUAACGGCUUACUGUUUUUAAAAUCAGGAACACUCAUUUGAAAGUGGAAUCAUAUAUAUUUGUUUUUGUUUUAUUAUUUUGAUUUACAAUUGUCACUUAUUUCUCUCCUACUCUCCUAAUUAAAAUUUAAAAAAUCAUUGUUUAAAUUUAAAAUAAUCGUUUGCCAAUGUGUACAAUGCAGCAGCGUGAUUUAUUGUGUUACCAGUAGGCUGAAGUACGACAGAAGUGCGCUCGGUUUUCAUUUGAUUUUACUGCUGUACUGUACACUGUAUAGGCCUACUGUACAGAUUUAUAUUGUUACAUAAUGGA
Polyodon spathula (Mississippi paddlefish) is the source of this 1629-nucleotide messenger RNA. Its product is annotated as dickkopf-related protein 4-like. Gene Ontology annotation, cellular component: extracellular region. The record is from RefSeq and is a predicted model, not a curated record. NCBI's taxonomy places the organism in Eukaryota, Metazoa, Chordata, Actinopteri, Acipenseriformes, Polyodontidae. The transcript is spliced from 4 exons. The coding region runs from base 583 to 1272 and encodes 229 amino acids. Gene Ontology annotation, molecular function: co-receptor binding; receptor antagonist activity. Gene Ontology annotation, biological process: negative regulation of canonical Wnt signaling pathway; multicellular organism development.